Strongylocentrotus purpuratus (purple sea urchin) is the source of this 468-nucleotide messenger RNA. RefSeq lists its product as uncharacterized. NCBI's taxonomy places the organism in Eukaryota, Metazoa, Echinodermata, Echinoidea, Camarodonta, Strongylocentrotidae. The coding region runs from base 1 to 468 and encodes 155 amino acids. The record is from RefSeq and is a predicted model, not a curated record. The transcript has 2 exons.
AUGAAGAACCCGGCCUCAUGGUACAGAAACAUCAAGCUUAUGGCGAAUUCCUCAAAGUCUGAUCAAACCAUACAUGUUCCCGGUGUUGACCCGACCGACGGAGUGGCCGUCGCAAAUGCUACCAACAACAAAUUCAUCCACAUUGCCAGUGAUAUUCCACCCCUAGAUACUUCACAGCUACCAGCGUACCUGCCCGUUAUAACAACAAACCUUUCCAAAGCCUUUGAAAGGGUUGACCAUUCCAUUGUUAUUCCCAAACUCCUGAAAUACAACCCUGAUAGUAACUUGGUACGAUGGAUUACCGACUUCCUGACUGAACGCACUCAGUGUGUCCGGUACCGCGGGCGUCUGUCCGAAUGGGUCCCAGUAGGUGCAGGCCGAGUCCCUCAGAGUACCAGACUGGGUCCAGUGCUGUUUCUUGUUCUAAUAGACGACGCUCUCUCGUCGUCCGAUCUACAGCAUUGGUAG